UUAUUUAUUUUGACCCUAAAUAUAAAAUGGGACACGUGUCACUCCCAAAACGCACGAAUUGAUGACGUGGCUUCACGGGAGAGAGGCGAACAUUUCUUAUUUUCUUUAUAUAUAUAGAUAUAGAUACAAGCUGGCUUCUUAUAGAAACUGGCGAAUACAUUAAUCUGCUAAACGUAAACAAAAAAAGUAUAAAGAAAAAUUCGUUUUUUGUGCGUUCAAACAUAUAUCCACGUUGGGAAACUGUUUCAUGUUGUGAUAUCAGCUCUUAAGUCAAAUUAACAAUCGUACCCUUUAUGUCAAAAUUUAAAGUUUGCUUCCUUUGUUGGCAAUGCUAUUCUAUGCAGAGGCAACCCGUUCUAAAUAUCUUUCGAAUUACUGACUGAAAAACUAACAUAUAUCACACCCUUAUGUUAAUUUAUGAACCAUAUGAGAAACUUUUCACUACAUUAUUAAUCACAACUGAUUAUUAUAUAUGAAUAUUUCGAAUGGUAUACCCAGUGUUACUUAAAAAAAGGAAACUCAAGUGUUCUAUAUACAAUAAUUACAAGAGUUAGUCUGGGUUGCAAUCUAAAUAUAUGAUUAUAACAAAUAAUAGCGUUAUUUUAACAAAUUAUUAAAUAUAACAAAAAAAUAAAAAAAAUAGCGUUAAAAAAAACAAUUGCGUUAAUUUCAGGUCUAAUAUUAUUGGUAAACAGAAUUGCACAAAAAAAAACUCAGCCGUAGGACCUGUAGCGUCUGCAUGAGCAACACGUGUCGGUCCAGAAGAAGACAAUGGCCAUGAUUCUGUAAUAAUCAUUUUUAACCAAAAAACCUAAGAAAAUACACUAACAACUCUCUCGUAUUUCAGUGUGCCACAAACCACUUAAAUAAUAUUCCUCCCUUUUAUAUAAUUUUUUUUUUUAAAAGAUCGCUGUUUCACAAUGUAAAAUAUAUUAAAAUUGUUACUAUCUUCAAUAUUUAAAACAGUUAAAUAAAUUACAUCUAUAUUUUUUUUUCUAAUUAAAUUAUUUUUAAUUUAUAUUUUUCAUUAAAAUUUAGAAAAAGUAGAAAAUUUAAAUCUUUGUGUUUUAAACCACAAUAUCAUAUAUUAUAAAACAGAUGAAAUAUUUUAUUAUAUCAGUAUUUUCAAAUUAUUAUAUUUCUUUAUUCACCGGAAGCCGCUUCAAAAAUUCCAAAUUAUUGACAAUUUAAAUUACUUUUGUUUCGGAAUAAAAAAAUGAAAACUGGGUCCACAUAAUUAGGUGGUAUUAAUUUGUAAUUAAAUAAUGUGACUUUCUGCAGCCGUCAUUUCUUUCUCGUUUAAAUUGUGUGUAUUAAUCUUUACAAUAUUAUAAGUUUAUAACUCUUCAACAUCGUACAAGCAUUCUUAGAGUGAGAUAGAGAGAAUACUGGUGAGAUAGAGAGAUGGGCCAUCACUCGUGCUGCAACAAGCAAAAAGUGAAGAGAGGGCUUUGGUCGCCGGAAGAAGACGAAAAGCUCAUCAACUAUAUCAACACAUAUGGCCAUGGAUGUUGGAGCUCUGUUCCCAAACAUGCAGGUUUGCAGAGAUGUGGAAAGAGUUGUAGAUUAAGAUGGAUAAAUUAUUUAAGACCUGAUCUUAAACGUGGAAGCUUCUCUUCUCAAGAAGCUGCUCUUAUCAUUGAGCUUCAUAGCCUUCUUGGUAACAGAUGGGCUCAAAUUGCCAAACAUCUACCUGGAAGAACAGAUAACGAGGUCAAGAAUUUCUGGAACUCAAGCAUAAAAAAGAAGCUCAUGUCUCACCAUCAUCAUGGUCAUCAUUAUCAUAUCUCAUCAAUGGCGAGUUUGCUCACUAACCUUCCUUAUCACAACGGAUUCAACUCUACUAAUGGCGGCGAUGAAGGUUCAAGAUUCAUGUCAAAUAUCAUCAUCACAAACACUAACCCUAAUUUCAUCACUCCAAGUCACCUCUCUCUUCCUUCUCCUCACGUUAUGGCCCCAUUAAUGUUCUCAACCUCUAGAGAAGGAGAUUUCAAGUUUCCAACCACUACCAACACAAACCAGUCUCAUCAAGAUCAUAACAACCUCUACAACAAUCUUGACAUUUUGUCAGCCACACCAAUCAUAAAUAGUCAUCAUCAUCAUUAUGAUAAUGAUUCCCAGCUGCCAUCACUACCAGAUCUCCCAGCGAGCACCAUUUGCACUUAUCAGGAAACCCUUCAAGAUUGCGAUGAUGGCAAUGAAGUGUUUGUAACACCAUACAACAGUAAUGGUGAUGACCCUCGGAGCAUUCCAUUAGUGGCCACAAAGUUAUUAUGUGAACAAGUUCUUGAAGAAAAAAUAUUAUCCUCCUCGCCAAUUACACAAGACCACGGCCUUCUUAUCCCCACCAAGUACAACUUGCAAAUGCCUGGUGACCAUCAUAAUCGAGUGGUCUCAUACAUCAAUCACAUGAUCAUACCAUCAUCAUCAUCAUCCUCGCCAUCCCCAAUAUCUUGUGGACAGUACGUCAUCACUUAAGCAAGCCCUAGUCCUACUCCAACAUGGGAUUCCUAGACAUGGGUACGUAAUAAAUACAUAUAUAGAGUCUACAUACGUUUUUUCGAUAUCUAAAGAGGGAAAAGAUUACAUAAAUAAUCACCCACAUGUGUUGAUAAAGUCCUGUCCAUAUAUUAUUUUAUACUACAUAGUAUAAGAAUUUAUGAUUGUUACAUUUAAUAUUUAUAUAUAUAUAUAUUGGCAUAUUGCAUUUUAUUUGUUUAAUGGGUGACAACCAUGAAUGUUGUUAGUUCUUCCUCAUGUUAUUAUAGUCUGUGUGAGUUGUAGGAAAAGGUUACUCCUACGUUGAAUGGCCGCAUACAAACACACACAUGUACGUAAGCAAGCACGUAUGCGUGGAGGGUGUACGAUCUCUCUUCACGUCACCUACGUACAAAUUGUGUUUGUAUAUGGUCAGUUUUGUUUUAGCCUCUCUAUUGGAGAUUACUGUUGUCAUGAUAGAUCGUGGGGUCAAGAUGUGGACUGUUGUAAUUCAGUGCAACUUUCAUGUACAAUGUAUCCCUGGCCAACUGUGAGAUUCUCUUUUUGGUCAUUUUAAAAUAUUAUCUUUGGCGAAAACACACAAGCUAUCAUCAACCUCAAGUACUGGGUGUUUCAUAAUUAGAGCAGUGAUAAUUUAUCAGCAUAUGAAUAAAAAGAUUCCUUGGAUAAUAAACUAUCCACUAAAAAGAGUUUAAAGGUUAAUGACCAAAACAAGAAGAUCUUUAAAAUUUAUAACUCGACUCCAAGAUUCAA
Molecule: messenger RNA, 3252 nt
Organism: Brassica rapa (field mustard)
Lineage: Eukaryota; Viridiplantae; Streptophyta; Magnoliopsida; Brassicales; Brassicaceae
Product: transcription factor MYB26-like
Source: RefSeq, a predicted model, not a curated record